AUGUCCAAAACCUUGAGCUCUGUCCAGUACCCAGGCCUCUCGACGCAGCCCAUCUGGCGCAAGCUAUGGGACGAUGUGAUGAAAACCAGGCCACCCAACUCGGAGAAUAUAACCUGUUGGAGGAAGAAGUUCCUUGAAACAUUCUUCUCAAAUGUUCUUCACGGUGUCUUGGAUGUUUCCUCUGACUGGCGUCUCAACGACCAUCACUUUUCGCCGCUGCUCCACAGCUCCCCGCAUGUUUCCCAGCUUACCCUCUGCAACAUGCUGCAGGAUGCGGUGGAGCUCACUGCUGAGCACAACCAGAAAGUGCUUGAAAACCUGGCUGGCUCCCUGCGGAUCCUGAAGUUCCAGCACCUCCUCUCCUCUGACCAGUCCAUCAGGCGUUCACUGGUUUUACUUCUUCACCGGCUGAUUCACCAUGGCUCUGUCAGCCAAGUGUCCAUGUAUUCCUGGCCUGUUCCCGACACGGUUCUUCUCAUUCUCAUUUUGAGCAUGAGUGCUGGGUUUUGGCGCUCAGGAAAUGCCCUCGCGUAUCACAGCAGCCCAUGUGGCCUUUGCAGAGAGGAGGACAAAGCCCAAAGCCAAGAGUCAGCACAAGAGCAAGCAGAGAGGGGCCGUUACAAUGAGAGGGAGUCGGGCAAUGGUGAUAACCAGAAGGGAUCCCCCAGGGCCCUGGAGGAGGCUGAUGCGGAGGUGAAUGGAUACGGGGCUGAGGCUUGCCUGAACUCUGUUCUCUCUGGACCAAGAAGUCCUCCUCUGCGAAACCAAGCGCGUGAGGAGGCAAGCAGUGAGGUGCCCUGUGACCACAGCAGCAUUCAGGGAGGGUCUUCUCCUUGUUGUGUCUCAGACCAGCUGUUGUGUCACCCCGUUCUUCGAAAGACACGCAGACGGAUGAAAUCUGCAGUGGGGAAGAAACGUCGCUGCCUCAGACGAAGCAGGGGACCAUAUGCUGACCCAGAAGACCUGUAUGAUUUUGUUUUUACUGUUGCUAAGGAGGAUAAUUCAGGGUUAGUCGACAAAAACAGCACCACAGAGGGAGAAAAUGCUGGGAACUGGACUAGUUCCUCCCCAGGAUCUCCGUGCACUGGCCAUGCUGGCUGUAAGAAAAGAGGAUCUGCUGGGAUCUUUUCUCUGAAAGCUACUCACCGCUUCCGAAGCGUGUCCACACUGGAAUUAUUCUCCAUUCCUUUGACUGGAGAGACGUGUCGGACUUUGAGUAACCUGCUGAGCUCCUGGGUGUCUUUAGAAAACUUGGUUCUGUCUUACAAUGACCUGGGUGCCAACAUCUUCUGCAUCCUCUCUGGGCUCCGGGCCCUCUCCCGCCACUCAGACUGCCACCUCCGCGUAGUGCGCGUCAGUGACGUCUUCUCCCACAUGCCUUGCAUGGAGCUUGUUCGCUGCGUCCUGAGUGCCUUUCCCCAGCUCCACACGCUCUCAGUCAGCUUUGACCUCAAAAACCAGCUGGAAGGGAACAAGCCAGAGGGAAAUCCAAGCUGCAGUGAGGUGGAAAUCCCAGAGAGCUGCCUGGAGCAGCUAGAGAUCCGGUUCCCCAGGGAACCUCUGCACACCACGUUCCUGCUGCCAGUGCUCAAGGCGUCAAAGUCCCUCCAGCAGUUGUCCCUUGACAGCGCCACGCUGCCCUGUUCUCAGCAGCUUGGGCUCCUUUUGGAGGCGCUCAAAGAGUGUAAUCCAGCUUUGAAGAAACUGAGCUUUCAUGAUGUGAACCUGGCUGAGCACCAAAAAGAAGUUCUGGUUUUGCUUCAGGAUCCUGUCCUGCAAGAAAUCACAUUUUCCUUCUGCCGGCUCUUUGAAAGCUCUACUACUGAGUUUUUGUCGGAAAUAAUCAAUACAGUGAAAAGAAAUUCAUCUUUGAAGAGCCUCAAACUGCCUGGGAAUCGCCUCGGGAAUCACAGGCUGGUUGCCCUUGCAGACAUUUUCUCUGAAGAUUCAUCCUCUUCUCUUUGCCAGCUGGAUGUCAGCUCAAAUUGCAUCAAACCUGAUGGGCUCCUGGAGUUCACAAAGAAGCUGGAAGGCCACAUCCAACAGAGAGGGGGACAGAUUCAGUUCACACAUCUCCGCCUCUUCCAGAAUUGGCUGGACCAGGAUGCUGAAACAGCUCAAGAAGCUCUUCGGCGUCUCAAAGCUGUGUGCAGUGUGGUCAAUGACUCGUGGGACUCCUCCCAGGCCUUUGCUGACUACAUCAGUGUCAUGUGA
This is a messenger RNA of Leptosomus discolor (cuckoo roller), 2214 nucleotides long. Lineage: Eukaryota; Metazoa; Chordata; Aves; Leptosomiformes; Leptosomidae. The record is from RefSeq and is a predicted model, not a curated record.